Salvia miltiorrhiza (redroot sage) is the source of this 2232-nucleotide messenger RNA. Its product is annotated as WEB family protein At1g12150-like. The coding region runs from base 215 to 1933 and encodes 572 amino acids. The record is from RefSeq and is a predicted model, not a curated record. The transcript is spliced from 3 exons. NCBI's taxonomy places the organism in Eukaryota, Viridiplantae, Streptophyta, Magnoliopsida, Lamiales, Lamiaceae.
AGUCCUUUCCCCUAUACCAUCACCAACAUAUACAUAGAUGCUUAUAUCUCCAAACAUUUCCAUCACACCUACCUUUUUCUUCCUUCAAUUCCUCUGCUUUUCUUCAACAACAUUAUAGCAGAGGAAUAUAGGAAAGGAAAGAGUGUCUUCUUACAUAAAUCGCAUUAAUUAAUUCCUCGAUCGCCUUCUUCUCGCACAUUAAUCUGUUUCGAGGAUGAGAGAUUUGGUGAUAAAAACGCGGGAAUCGGCAGCGGGGUCUCCGCUGUCCGGAAACUCUCCUCGAGCAGAUGUAGGAGAGAUCGAUACAAGGGCGCCAUUCCAGUCUGUGAAGGACGCCGUAUCUCUAUUCGGCGAUUCAGGUUCGCCCAAGUCAGGGACGGCGACCGUGGCCAAGAAGAAAGCUGACGAGAGAUUGCUCGAAGUAGAGGCGCAACAUCAUCUCAUGAUGAAGGCGCGAUUAUACUACACCCAUCAAUUGCGAACCACCGAAGCAGCCAAAGCGCAAGCCCUGCGUGAGCUGCAGAUGGCCAAUAAGACGCUCGAGCAGCUCACCAACAAGCUCCAAAUGCUCGCACAUUCCAAGCAAGCGUCCAUUGCAGCCGCUGAAGCUGCAAAAGUCCAAGCAAUGGAGCUGGAGGAGGAGCUAGCACGCAGAGCGCAGCUGGGCAACGAGAUGUGGAAAUCCGUCCUCAACAAUGAGCGUGAGCUUUACAGGACCACCACCGCACAACUCAUGGCUUGUGAGGAGGAGCUCGCCAAUCUGAGACAGGAUUAUGAUGCCGUUGUGGUAGAAAGACUAGCGAUGCUCCAGAAAGCCGAAGAAGCCCAAGAUGAACUACAGAAGCAGGAAGCGAGGCACGCGCAGCUCAUGAAAGAAGUCGAUCAACUGCAGCAGACAUUUGAUCAGGUGAAGCGGACCUCACUCGAGGCCGAAGAGGAGUACAUGAAGAUCGUCGUGGAGAAGGAAGAGUUGUUGCACAGUCAUAAAUUAAACAAGGAGCGCGUCGAGAAAGAGAUCAAACUCUUGGAAGAAGAAUUCGUGCCUACUGAAACUCUCCAGGCGAAGCUCGAUGAGACGAUGGAGGCAAUCAGAGUUCUGCAAGAACAGCUGCACGACAUCCAGUCCACGGAUCUCUACGCCAUCCGGAAGAUGGCUAAGGAGCUCGACAGCGCCAAAAGGGCGUUGGCAGAAGCCGUGGCAGAAGAAAACUCUCUCCAAGCAUCUAUUGAUUCGACUAAAAAGCAACUGGAGGAUGUGAGAAGCGAGCGCCUGGUAGCAGAGAAGGCGGCGGGCGAAGCAGAAUCGACCACCGAGCAAAUGCAGGGCGAUCUAGAGAAGAGCAAGGCUGACCUCGAGGCAGCUAAGUCAGGAUGUGGUUUCAUUAUGCAAUCUUGUGUGGAGAAGCUUCUGGAAGAGGCUGAAAUGGUUAGGAAUGAAGCAGAAAACAGUAAAAAGAGCGCUGAGUUACUAAGGGAAGAGGCCAAAGCAGCAGCAGCUCUGACCCAAGAAGCAGACGAAAAGCUCAAGACGGUGUUGAAGGAAGCUGAAGAAGCCAAGGAUGUAGAGAGGCUCGCAGAGGAACGAAUCUAUUGCUAUCAGGGUCACGAAGAUGCAGAAUCACACAGUUCAACGAGGAGGAUCAGAUUGUCAGUCGAUGAGUUCGACUCAAUGAACAAGAAGAUCAAGGAAUGCACGAGUAAGGCCGACAUAGAAGUGGCCACUGCCAUUGCCCAGGUAGAGGCCAUAAAUGCAAGAGAGAGAGAAAAUUCAGAGAAACUAGAGGCAAUGUUGAAAGAGAACGAGGCCUUACAGUCGGAAAUCAAGGAGGCUCUCAAGACGGCAGAAAUGGCAGAGGCUGCACGGAGGUUAGUUGAGACCGAACUCCAGAAAUGGCGUCAAAAUGAACACAGUGAAGCUGCAAAAGCAAAAUAGUGAUCAGUACAUAGGUUUUUGAACAUGAGAGUAUAUAUUCAGGAAAACAAUAGCAAAUCGCUUACUUGAUAGAGAAAACAGAGAAUAACGAGCAUACCUGGUCAGCAUAUCCAUGAGCUAAAACACAGCAGGAGAAGCAUUACCCACAUUUUGAUCGAAGAUUAAUAAGAUCGGAGCCAAAAUUUUCUAUUCCUCAGAUUUAAGAAGCGCAUGCUUUGAGAUUUCUAGCUACUUCCUACCUCAAAAAAAUCAGUUUUCCUCUCUAAUUACUUAAAUAUUAUAUAAUUAUAUUAAUAUAA